This is a messenger RNA of Porites evermanni, 15143 nucleotides long. NCBI's taxonomy places the organism in Eukaryota, Metazoa, Cnidaria, Anthozoa, Scleractinia, Poritidae. The record is from the annotation of a GenBank genome assembly.
CUAGGAGAACAAGCUGGAGGUGGAGGGAACCAGGCGGCUAGGAAAGAACCCGAGCCACAUACUGGAGGAGGAGUUAACCUGAUUUUUGUCAUCAUACCUGCCGUGGCAGCCUUUGUGAUUACGGCUGUCGUGGUUUUUGUCGUUGUAUAUCGCAGAAGGUAAUGUUUCUGAUUGAUUGAUUGAUUGAUUGAUUGAUCGAUUGAUUGAUUGAUUGACUGAAUGAUUCAUGCAUUCAUUCAUUCAUUCUUUCAUUUAUCCAUCAAUCCAUCCAUCCAUUCAUUCAAUUAUCUUUUAAUGAUGACGACAAGCAGGCAAAUAACACAAUCUGAAAGUUCCUGUUAAGGAAUAUAUCACUGCUUCUAGUCGGUUUAUCUUCAAAAUCAUCUUUCUUUUCUAGCUCCAAGACAAGAUCGCGGGACUAGAAAAUACGGAAAACGAGAACAGAGUUAUGCCUAAAGUGAAUUAGAAUUGAACUGAAUUCUUUUUUUUUAGUCAUUGCUUGUGAAGAAUGAUGCCCUUGACUGAAUAGUCCUUUUAACAAAAAAAAUCAGUUUCUUUUGUUCCCACUCGGCUAUUUUGAUGUAGCUUUUUUUUUUCACGCGGAGAACAUCUCAGCUUCGGCCAUUAUCCUCCGAUGCACCAGUAGCCUGAGGUGCAAUAAUUUUUGUUGUUGGUAAAGUUUGCAGAUAUACGAGUUUAUUAUAUGGAGGAGAGUGUUUUACUGGGAACUAAACCACUCGUAGAUGCCAUACGCCACUUCAUCCGGGACCCGAGUGGCGUAUUUUCGUAUGUCACCUUUGUGAGUGUCGUAUCGUUCAGUGACGUCACGAUUCCCGCCUUUUGCUUUUGUUGAAUUGGUUGCUCCAUAUAAUAAAAAGAAUAUUACACGGUGGCGAGAAGAUAUGAAUUUUAUGUUCUCGUGGCAAGAACAAUAUCUUACUCGUUCGCUUCGCUCACUCGUGAGAUAUUGUUCUUGCCACUCGAACAUAAAAUUCAUAUCUUCUCGCCACCGUGUAAUAUCCUCUAUAUAUGUUACUAUGAUAUUGUGCUCAGCAUAAAAAUCCGGCAAUCUUUUUUUUCCCUUUUUCUAGGUUAUCUUAUUUACAAGACAAGACAAGAGAGAAUGACCAUUUUCUCUUGGACGAGAUUACUCCUCCUGACAAGUGGGAAAUUCUGCCUGAGCAAAUAGAGUUUGAUGAAGAGCUGGGGAGAGGAGAAUUUGGUGUUGUUUACAAGGCAAUCUUUAGAAAGAGUGACGAGAUGGAGGCGUUCGUCACUGAGACUUCAAAAUGGCCUGUAUCAAACAGGAAGCCGAAAGCACCACACCUGGUGGCUGUCAAAGUUUUACAUGGUAAGAAAUACUGACUGUUAUCUUCAUAGACAAAGGCAUAAAGUCUUAACUCCCUUUCAGUCCUCUUCAUACUGCAAAAAAAAUAACUGUAGGAACCCUUUUGGAUUUAAGUAACUCUUUGGGAACUUUAAGAUCUCAACGCAAUUUUAACAGAAAAAAAAAAACUCGACUCUUUUCGAAGACGUGAUCGCAUGAUAUUAAAACAAAUAACACCACCUAAAGACAUUGCAUUUUUAAAAUCGGGAUUGUUGGAAGUACAAGUAAUUUGUGGUUUCUUUAUUCACUGUGUAAGUGUGAAAAAAAUAAUAAAGGCUGUUAAGUUCCAAAAAAGUAGGUUUAAGCCUAUUAGCUCUAAACAAAUGCAUCUCUUACGAAUUUACAUUUCCCCAAAACCAAAAAAAGUAAAUUGAUCUACAGAGCCUGAAUUAAAGCCGAUAAUGAAAAUAAAUGUUUACAAUGCAGCCUUUAGUCAAUACAUGUAUGGCAACUAUUUCUGAAGGAUCGGAUGCAUUUGAUUAUUUUGUCUCCCCUUUUUGUGACCCAUGUUGCCCAGUUUACACCGCAAGUCAUUUGAUAAUGAGGAGAAGGGAAAAAAAAUCAUGAAACUGAGCUACGACAUCACCCUGCUGAAGGUUAGACCCAGGGGGUACUCUCUUAUAGAAGCCAUACAAGUGUGAGCGGGGCCGAAGGACAUGGUUGUUGACCCCUUUAUGUGUGAAAUUGGGAAAAGAUUUCCACUAUUUGGGAAAAACAGAUAAAACGUGAAACAGGAUUGGGCUGCCUUGUACCUGGUCUGUAUUUAUUUUAUUCUAUUUUCUUGUUGGUUUUUUAUUUAUUUAUUUAUUUUUCUACCUACCUACCUACCUACCUACCUACCUACCUAUCUACCUAUUUUUGUUUUCAUUCGCCUUUUAUGAACAGCGAUUUAAGGUAGUGAGGGAAUCCACAUAGUGACAUCACACCGCCACCCGAAUUUUCCAGGAGUACCUCCCGGGGCUGCUGGGAGGGUGCAUGCAGUGGUAGACUAAAAAUAAUAACAAUUGUGUGAAUAUUUCUCGAUAUUCUAUUACUCGGUAGAAUACAUCUUUAAAUACCCUUGUGCAUUAGAGGAUGAGUGGGAAGCGGUAAAAAUGGACGAAUAUGUUUUUCAAAUGAAAUAUUUUGCACUGAAUAAUGCUGAAGAAUAACGAUAAUAGAAUCAAUGUCAUUUUAUUUCAUUAUCUUAAGAUAAUCCAUCUGAAGCACAGAAAGCAGAGUUCACGUUUGAGAUUGAACAGAUGAAGCUGUUGGGUUCACAUAAGAACGUUGUAUCCAUGGUUGGAUGCUGUAAGCUUCAGGAGAAAAUGUUCCUGGUUGUAGAAUACGUUCCGUGUGGUGACCUGCUGACGUGGCUACGCCGCAGAAGAAAAAGGGUAAGGAGAUGAACAAUUAUACAAUUAGUUUAUAACGAAAUUAUUAAGAAACAUGUAUAGGCACAGGCGACCCAAACUCACGUUGCGAGGGAAUGGUGUAAUGCAAUUUACAUACCAUAGGUGACGCGAAGGUGUCGCGUUACAGGCGACCGUUGAAAAUAUCAGAGACUUUGUAUGAGAAAUCAGAAGCAUAAUAACCCCGAAGCGUGUAACUCUGUCGCAAAGCUCGGGUUUUUUAGGGAACCAAUCAAAAUUUACUUCCUAAUAUGGAAUUACUGAUAAGCGAGAUUGUCGCGCGAAACUUGUAUCGCGAUGUAAAUGAAGCGGCGCAAAAAGUGUUUAAUACAGGGUAAUAUUUUACGAAAAACGGAAUACAGUAUUAAUCCCUAAAUGACCUCAAAUGACCAGGACUGAGUUAGUUCCUCCUAACAAGACAAAGUCGACUACAAAUGACAUGCACCGUAAGAGAAGCGAUUUCUUAAAGUUGUUACUUCAAAAACGGUUUUUGCGUGACCAUUAGCCCAAACAACCUUUAAAAAAUCACUUACUAUCUAUCUAGAAUAACUAGUAACACAUUUUCAAAUAAAAUUAAGUAGUUGCUGAACUCGAAAGUAAAAAUUGCAUAAAAUUCGCUGACAUCUUCGCAGAAGUGAUGCGUCUAAUAACACUUAAUUAGAUGCCGGCGAUCAUGUUUUCAACUAAUGUUAUGGAUGAACAAACAGAAAACAAUAAACGGACAUAUUGUUUCUUGAAAAUUUUUAUUCGAAAACCCAUAAGUUUACCAUUACAGUCAAACCAAGUCAAGCGUACUCCCCAUGAUUCUAUUAAUGAAUGGAUUAUUUGAAAAAUGAAUCCGUUAGUCGUUCCCGUAACUGGUGUCAAAUUCAAAGCGGCAUUUCUGCAUGCGUAAUGAGCAGUGAAUAUUUUACGAGAACUUCUCUGUAUUUGGUCAGAUUGGAAAUCUUUGAAUGGAUUAAGCUUCUUAGAAGACAUUUACAUCAAUUUCAGGAAAAUGGAGCAGGUAGAAAUUUCAUAACUGCCUCGCGUGUGAAUUCACGGCUCAUUACACAUGCAAGAAUGCAGAGAUCAAUCUGAAAUCUACAACUAGCAACGGAUUCAACUUUUGAAUAAUAAAUUCAUUAAUGUAUUCUUGGGGGGUACGCUUGACCUGGUUUGACUGUAAAAGCAAUUCACGUAACACUGACUGGAUCGUGGAUCUGUUCCCACAAGUAAAAUCGGCUACAUGGAUUAUGAAAUUUGGCACUUACACGACAGGUGCAAGCACUCGCUUUUUCAGAGUGCAAGAGCCUAGUCGUUGACGUGUCAUUUGCGCCCUGUCACCCGUCGUGUAAGUGCCAAUUGUCAUAAUGCAAAUUAGUUGGUAAGCGCGACAGUGGUCACAGGCACUGGACGAAAGCCAGACGUGCCUCGAAGUCCGGCACAAAUGGCUCGAUUUAAUGGGGAAAUUAUGGAUCUUUUUUCGAGCCGAUCUCCCAGAGAGGAAGAAGAGGUUUCCCUCAUAGGCCGGAGCUAAAAAAUUUGCAGCGGAUUUGGAUUUCGGCGAAAAAAACGGCAUUCUUGUUGCGACUGGUCCAGGACCCCGACAGAUCGAAGUGACCAGCCUUCACUUCAUUCUAUGAAAGUAGUAACAGUGGUUACGCAAUCAAGCCAAAAAAAAAAAAAAAACAGUAAAACGACAAACAGACACCAAAACGCGGUGGAAUAAAUUGCAGGUAAGUCUUUUUUAUUCAAUUCAUUUAAGAAAAAGUAAGGUUUAGCUUUAUUUAGCGUGCGCAUAUCUCAUUAAUAUAUUUCUCAUACAAAGUCUCUGAUAUUUUCAACGGUCGCCUCUAACGCGACACCGGCGCGUCACCUAUGGUAUGUAAAUGACAUUACACCCUUCCCUCGCAACGUGAGUUUGGGUCGCCUGUGGUAUAGGGAGACAACAUUACGAAUAUAUUUUGGUACUAUCUGAAGAUUUUGUACAGCUUUUUUUAAGCAACUGGAGUUACUUCAAAAUUAAAAAAGCAUUUUAAUGAUAAUACUAACAAUAAUAAUUAUUUAAUAUUUAUUACCAUUAUUAUUUUUGUUUUAAUGGUAUUUCAUCCUUGGGUGUAACAACAUAGAGAUGGUAUUAAAAUCCUCCUUACGAAUCUUAGGCCCGUUUCAAGCGUCGUGCUACUGCCGUGCCGAACUCAAUUGAUCGAAUUAAAUUCGACUUUAGCACAGUAGUAGCUCGACUUGGUUUCUAACGUCGUGCUACCGCCGUGCCGAACUCAAUUCAUGAAUUAUCAUUACAUUAGAAUAUAUUUAAAAGUUUGCUAAACCGUUUCUUUAUUUUUGUGUUUUGUCUUUGGCAACAGCCGUUCCAUUCGACUGUCAUUGUGUAAACUAAAUUCGACAUCUGAUACCAAGUCGUGCUAAUGUCGUGCUGCAGUCGAGCUACCGUCGAGCCAGCUCAGCACGGCAGUAGCACGACCUUUGAAACAGGCCUUAGUCCAUAAAACCUGGUGUGCCUCGAAUUAGGCGCCGUAAUCUAGUAUGGAGAUAAUAGCUUUUGACUCUUGGAUCGCUUGAAGCCAUGCAGACGUAAAGUACCUUUUUUGUUACUUGCUUGAUGUUUAGAUCAAAGAACUUCAAGCUACCGAGAGAUCUUAUGCUGACAAAGAGGUUCUGAAAGAUCAGAGAGAGACCAGAAAUCAUGUAGGCUUGUAUAUAAACUGUAGUUUAACUUUCCAUACUAGCUCUGUCCUAAAACGUUUAUUAUCCAGACUGCUUGUUUGUUUUAUGUCUGGUUGUCGUAGAAUGGUUUGCACGUAACAUAAUCAUAAUUCAAAAUAAAGAACUAGAAAUACGUGUAUCGCAGAACCUCGCGAAGCUCGGGGGUGUGGGAAGCCCAUAAGGGGUGGGAGGACGGGAGAAAAAUGAAGUAAAUCAUGUAACUGGGGAGGGCGGGUCUAAUAUUGGAAGCUGAGAUGUACUUUUUAAAAAUUUGAACCCAGUGCUCUGGCUUUAAAAGGAUCUUCUGAGAUUUAAAUGGGGUUGAUGUUGUUAGCCAAUGCUGCAUAGGUCCCAUCCCACGUUCACCCCAGUUGACCCUCCUACAUGUGUAAUGAUGGUCAAAAGGAAAUGGGGGUGAUAGUGGAUAACUGAUGACUAAUAUGCAGUUGCAUUUGCUUAAUAAAAGCUCACCCUUAAAUAUAAUAAUUAUUUGUGAAAUGUGUCAGUAGUAGUGAGUGGAUGACAAUGGUAGGAGAUGAAUGCUGCAGUGAAAACAACAACUAAAUGCUGGUAAAUUAUUGGAGAAAAAAUUUAUUGUUAGGUGAACUACAACUAUAAAAGUGUUUGCACUUUUUUGGUACAUGAUCAGACUUGACAACUAUUGUUUGUAACAGUAAAGUGCAAACAUAAUCACUGAAAUAGAAAAUUACAAGUAGCAAUGUCAUUAAGGAUGCAGUUCAUGAGAAUUAUUAAAGUGAUCAUGACUUAUGAUCAUUGAAUAUGCGGGCAUUCAUCGUAAAGCACUGAAUCCAUGUAAAAAGUACCAAUUUCUUAUCACCUAGGCAAGUGUUCAGAGUUAUUCGUGUACAUGCAUAAAAAAACAAAUACCUAUACAAGAGUGAAUUUGUAUGAAAUGCCCACAAACAAGUCAUGUUGAAGGUGAUCAGUUUCUCCAUUGGUGUCCAUUCUAAACAAGCAUGAGCUUGUUGAGCAGUGCCAGAGCCAUAGAUUUUUAAUUUCCUAGACUGAGACGAGUCAAAUGAACAUUUUCCCUGUAUUACACCCAUUUAUCGUGAAUGUAAAGCUAAGUGCAGGAUGGAUUGAUCUUUUAAAAAUGGGAAACCCCGGCAAUUUUUUUAUAUCUGCUUGCAUGUCGUUUAAUUUCUUGAAGCAAUCUCAAUCUUCUUCUACAUUUUAUAUAUCUUCUAUAUAUUAAAGAAUGAUAAUGGUUACACGAAGAAAAUGGCCAGUACUGGACCAAUAAUUUAAUAAGGUUUUCGUUUUUGUUUUUUGUUUUUUUACAAAGGAAGGUAAACCUGCUAAAGAUCGGACAAAGUGGGAGCAGCAGUUGAACGAAAUUUCGUUAUCAGAAAAAAGCAUUAAUGAUGAAGUCCGACAGGACCUGGCGACGACUCUUCAAGGCCGUCCUGUAUGAAGGAAAUACCUAAAUAUUUCAUUGAAUUUAUUUUUCUUAAAUUUAUAUAUCGUUAUCAAAAGAAAGCAAUGAUGAUGUGCGACAGGAUCUGUCGUCGACUUUUCAAGGCAGUCUCGUAGAAAAGAAAUACAUAACAACGUCUUUUUUUUUCUUAAAUUUAAUUAUAUUGAACGUGGAUAAGGCAUGCAGACAAUGAGCGGACGACAGUGCUGCCAUGAAGGCUGGAAAAGUGACUCUGUUGGGGGGGAUUUUGCUAUCUGAAUGAACAUUGUAUCAAUGUCAAUGUUAAUGAGUUCCUCAAGAGAUGAAUUCACCCUUAAGUAGCACAACUCCGUGACACAUGUUUCUGUUGGUUUCCGGCAGCAAUGUUAGUGACCAUCCGGAUGGGCACCAACAAUGCGUCUCCAUAUAAAGCUCUAUAAAUUUAGGUAAAAAAAUUCUCAAAAAUUUCUCGCGCAUGAAAAAUUGCACAGACCUGAAUCUUGGCGACCCGGAAACAUAUAAAUGGAAGAAAGUAAAGGGUCUAAGAUCUGAAAUAGAUAAUUUGCCAAAACUAAAAAUAAAAAUUAUCGCACUGUCACUUUUGGUCGUUAUCGCAAUGUAUUUUUCUACAUGUAAAUGUCAUCGCCAUUUUCUUUAAUCAUUUAGCAAAGUUUGGCGGAUGAGUAUGAAGUUAAGGAGGAUCAACAUUCUAUACACCAAGACCAAGAAGACAUUGCAGUGUCUCCGCAACAAAGCAACAAAGAUGCCGUUCUUGAAGUGAUUCCAUCAACUUCCACCGAAGUAGACGUAAGACGAAAACAAAAACACCAUAAUAAUUAAAUAUACACUAACAAAGAAGAUGAUCAACUCUGGAACUAAAUGGAAAGAGAAGUAGCAUGACCAUAAAACAUGAUAAAAAUGUGAGAUGAAAUCAUCAUUUAAAACAGAAAACAUCUGCAUGUUGCUAAUAUAAUUUGCUGUAAAAUAAUGCAUUAUCGGGUUUUGAACCUGGCAAGCAAUCGAUAAUAUCGUUAAAAUAGUUAAAAACGAUAGCGCUGACAAUUGAUUUUCUGAUAUCGAUUUUUAUCGAUUGCGCUAGUCAAGUGUGAUAUGCAAAAGUUGUCUCUUGAUUUUAUGAUCCGGGAAGCGAGAAGCGCCUCUGUAUGAAAGAAUUAGUUAAAUAUAAAGACGUUUAGAAAAAUCAGAGAGAGGUUUGGGAAUCAAGUAGACUUUCUACAAAACUAAAUUUGGUAUUGAUCAGGCCUAGUAAAGGUCCGGCUGAUCCUCACUGGUUUGUCGUUGUGGUUGUGCCUUUUUAUAAGUGUUUCUUAUACCACAAAACGUAAUCAUGAGUUAAUUUUCAAAUUUAUUUAUUAAGACUAAGUACGUUUUACCUAGAUUUUUGUCCUGGCAUCGGUAGGUCAUCUGGUUGUUGUUGAACUUUAGUCUUUAAUUCACCGAAAUUCAUUCCAUAGAGCAACAACAGAGUGGAAAUUUGAGGUAUACUUGAAAGGAUAGAAUACAAGAUUCCACGAUAUAUCAUAUAAAAGAAUGGUAAUGGUUAAACGAAGAAAAUGAGGCAAUCAAUAAUAUCGUUAAAAUAGUUAAAAACGAUAGCGCUGACAAUUGAUUUUCUGAUAUCGAUUUUUAUCGAUUGCGCUAGUCAAGUGUGAUAUGCAAAAGUUGUCUCUUGAUUUAAUGAUCCGGGAAGCGAGAAGCGCCUCUUUAUGAAAGAAUUAGUUAAAUAUAAAGACGUUUAGAAAAAUCUGAGAGAGGUUUGGGAAUCAAGUAGGCUUUCCACGAAACUAAGUUUUUUUGUAGAAAAGAAAUACUUAACAAGUUCUUUCUACAUUUAAAUGUCAUCGCCAUUUUCUUUAAUCAUUUAGCAAAGUUUGGCUGAUGAGUACGAAGUUAGGGAGGAUCAACAUUCUAUACACCAAGACCAAGAAGACAUUGCAGUGUCUCAUCAACAAAGCAACAAAGAUGCCGUUCUUGAAGUGAUUCCAUCGACUUCCACCGAAGUAGAUGUAAGACGAAAACAAGAACACCAUAAUAAUUAAUUAUUCACUAAUAAAGAAGAAUUUGCCUCUAGGGCGCUUAUUUUGCUUACGUUUCACGUUAGAAGGACACAACGUGAUCUUGGUGUUCCUGUGCCAUUAAUGUGUUUCGUCGAUGGUGUACCUUUUCUGCGCUGUCUUGGAUUUGCGUUUCAGCGUCUUGUUUCCAUUCUCUUGAGCUACUUUCAGUUGCGGGCUUAUGACGUCCAGAACGAUGGCUGAUAUAAGGAAUCGUCUAGGAAAAUGGUGUGUUGUUUUUAAUCAGUACCACGUGUAUCAUCAGGUGGCCGAGGCUUUCUGGGUAAACAUCAAACUGUGGGCGUGGAUUUUCAUCCUAGGCUUGAAAACAGUACCCUGGACCCAAAGCAAAUUUUAUCUAGCUCUAAACUGGUCAAUUUAAAGUUACUUUCAAUAGAUAAUACUUGUAUAAGCAAAUUAUGUUAUUUUUAUCUUUUUAUCCGUUAGUUACUUAUUUACUAACAAGGAAAGUAAUUACUUGAAAGCUAUGCUGUUUCAAGCUAAACCAAAAAUUUGAUAUUUUUUUUCAUCAAUUUAAUUAGGAUGAGGAAUUCAAAGUAAAUGACAAAGAACUUCUGACCAGGCCAUCGGCAUCACUAGGAAAAAAUCAAGCUUCUGCAAUGCCACUUUCAAUUGAAAACCUAGAGGAGUCAGGCGAGGAUCCUUGUGACGUAGAGGAGAACUUUUCUACCAAACAACUGUUUUCACUUGCCUGGCAAAUAGUUAAAGGAAUGGUAAUUAUCUUUGUUUUCUAGGUCGAAUGUUGCUUGGAUUCUGGUUCUAAGUAUAACUUGUAAAGAAGAAUUCAAAAGUCAAUGUUUUAUAAACAUGAAAUAGACGAGAUAAAUAUAUUGGCUGUUUUUCUAGAUAUGAGUACAUUAAGAUGGCUUAUAUGGAAAAAGUGAAACUAAGUGUUCUUUUCGAUCGACCCAGUUUUGGCUGAAUUCGUUUCGUUAUGCGUCUGAACGUAAAUAUCUGGAUCAGAUCGGUGCCGAUAUUUACUUUUCAUUUGGAUUUUUCAGCUAUACCUAACUACUUAGUGUACGGCGUACCCCCGUUAUUACGUUUUGAGAUAAUUUUAAUCGUUGUUUCAUUGCUUAUUUGUUACUAGAAUCAUCUCGCAGAAAACAACCUUGUUCACAGAGACCUUGCUGCACGUAAUGUCCUUGUUGGCCAUGACAACCAGAUCAAAGUGUCAGACUUUGGGUUGAUGAGACAAAUCUAUGAAGAUGUGAGCAGCUCAACGAAGUCCAAAAAACUUCCUGUAAAGUGGAUGGCCCCAGAAUCACUUUAUCAAGGCGUUUACACGACCAAAAGUGAUGUGUGAGUGAUGAGUUUUCCCGCUCCCUUGACAAAUGAACUAUUGAAACGUUUCUACUGAGUCACUUCUCACAAUUGUAGUUGCCAUAAAAAUUACAGAAGAAUAUAACUCUGAAGCGCCAAAAUUCUCCUUAUUUGUUUAUAACCAUGCUAAGGUUGGUUUUUAGCCGUCCAAUCAGAAGAACGGAAAAUUGUUUGCCCUAAUAUGGAAACAUAGAAUUGUAGGCAUCCCUGUCUAAAUAUGGCUAAAAAUGGAUUCUUCCUGUCCUUAACAAUUCUCCAAUUAAUAAUAAUAAUAAUAAUAAUAAUAAUAAUAAUAAUAAUAAUAAUAAUAAUAAUAAUAAGAAGAAGAAGAAGAAGAAGAAGAAGAAGAAGAAGAAGAAGAAGAAGAAGAAGAAUGAAUGAAUGAAUGAAUGAAUGAAUGAAUUUGUAUAGCGCAAAUUCCAUUCAAUGUUCAAAUGCGCUUCACAAUAAAACCAUACAGUGGGAAACUGGAUACAAUAACUAAUACUACUAUAAUAAUAAUAAUAAUAAUAAUAAUAAUAAUAAUAAUAAUAAUAAUAAUAAUAAUAAGAUAAUAAAACAAACUAAUGCUACUACUAAUACUAAUACUAAUACUGCCUAACAAUACUAAUGCUAAUAUGAUAUUGCGCAGCAGGUUAUGAUAAAAAUGCUAAACAAAAAAGGUGCGUCUUUAGCUUUGAUUUAAAAAUGUCCAACGACUUGGAGUCUCUGACUUCAAAUGGCAAUGCAUUCCAGAGUUUUGGUGCAGCUCAAGUAAACGACCUAUCACCAAGUGUCGAUUUAGAUAUAAAUGAGGGUUGCUUAAGCAAGAGGGUGUCACUAGAACGUCUCAGGUUAUAGCAUGACUGAGGCUUCAGAGAUAUCAGUAACUCCAAGUAAGUGAGAGCUGUGCCAUGCAAGAUCUUGAAAGUUAACAGAAGAAUCUUGAAUACAAUUCUAGAGUGAAUCGGUAACCAAUGCAACUUAAUAAGGAGCGGUGUUAUGUGACAAUCUACCCUCAGUAAAUAUCAGUCUAGCAUAGGCAUUCUGCACAAGUUGUAAUUUGAUCAAUGAGCAGUUUGGCAGACCAUACAAUAAACUGCUACUUUAGUCAAGACAAACUGAUAUCAAAGCAUGAAUAAGUGACUCUGCUGACUUGUUGGAGAGAUACUUCCGGAUCCGACGUAUGUUAUUCAAAUAGUAGAAUGAUGAGCUGCAAAUUUUCGAAAUAUGUUCCGUCAUAGAGAGACUGGCAUCUAACCCCUAGUCAAGGUUCCUAGCGACAGGCACAGGGUGAAUGCUGGUGUUACCCUCGCGAAUAUGAGUGAUAACUACCUUCUGAAGCUGUUGUGGUGUACCUAUUAUAAGAAGUUCAGUUUUUUCGUCAUUUAAGAUUGUCAUGCGACAUCCCAGAACGAGUAUUAGUAAUGCAACUUUCCAGUAACUCUUCAGCAUUAAGUUGAUCGAGCCUGUCGUUUGGGCAGAAUGAGAUGUAUACCUGCGUGUCGUCAGCAUAACAAUAAACCGUAGGAAAAUGAUGUUUGAUGAUCUCGAAGAGAUUGCUCUAACACAGAGUAAAUAAUAAGGGGCCCAAACAGGAACCUUGAGGGACACCACAUUGUAACCUGAAUUCUGCAGACAGUUUCUCAUUGAUGGCUAUUUGCUGAGACCUUUCAGACAGGUAAGACGAAAACCAGGAGAGGACUUUUCCAUUUAUACCAAAUGUGAACUGAAGUCGAUGCAGUGAAGUGUUGUGAUCGGCAGUGUCAAAAGCCGCACUUAAGUCGAGGAGAAGAAGCAGAGUGACACGUUGAUCGUUUAUGUUAAGGAGGAUGUCGUUAGUGACUUUGAGAAGUGUUGUUUCUAUGCUGUGUUUGGGACGAUAAGCUGAUUGCAGAACAGGGAAGAGAUCAUUGUUGAAUAAAUAAUGUUGAAGUUGCUUGGCGACCGCAGUCUCCACAAAGUUUUGAGGCAUAUGCGAGGUUACUCACAGGUCUAUAGUUCUUAAAGAUGAGGUCGACACCCUCCUUCUUUAGCAGUGGUUUAACAAAGCGCGCUUUCAGAUGAGAGGAAAAUAGCCUGAUUCCAGCGAAAGGUUAAUAAUUUUGUAAUUGGAGGAGGUAAUACAUCAAGACGCUCAGUAAAAAGCUUAGUAGGAAUGGGGGCCAGAGAACAAGUCGUCUUUGUAGAUGCUUUGAUUAGUUCAUGAACCUCGGUUUCAGAAAGAAGACGAAAUUCAGAAGAAGAGAGGCCAUCAAGUGCAAAGUGGGAUUCGCUAACAUCGGAAGUGCUACCUUGACGUGCAAUCUCAAGCCGAAUGAAGUUAAUUUUGUCACGGAAGAACUUGUCAAAAUCGUUAGUCAUUAAUUGAUUAAGAUCGGAAUGUAGAGGAAGACUGGCACACUUCGAUAGGUUAAGCAGUGAUUUACAUGCAGUGAACAGUCUCCUCUGGUUGAGACAGUUUUCAAUUUAAUUUUUCAAUUACAUCCAAAACUCAAAAGUACACGCAUUUUUGGGUUCGUCCACCACAAAUAAAAGGAGUUAAGAAAUAAACAGAGAAAUAAACAAUCUAAAUGCCGUGAAUCUGUACAUAUUUAUAAUCUCUUUGUUUGUUUGUUUUUUUUUCAUAGUUGGUCUUUUGGUGUUGUUCUUUGGGAAAUAGCCACCUUGGGUGAGUGGACGGUAAUUUUGCAGUUUAUUGUUGUCAUGUUAAAUUUGAGGUUAACUGACAAAUCAAAAAAACAUUUUUCAUGGUCUAUGACUCUUAUCGACCGUAGAAAUGAUGUCAAAAUGUUGAAAACUCAUGCACGACCCUCAGGAUAAUGGUUUUACACUGCAAAGUUUUGAGCUUUCCAAGGGAAUUAAGGGGACCGUGCCUUAACCCACCUUCCCCCUUUUGCCAUGGUGGGAUGUUGCUUAACUGUUACGAUUGUUAUCGAGGUUACUGCUACCAGCAAGGGCGAAAACAGUGUUUCAUAAUAUUUCGUUUGCGGCAAGUUUGAAUUUUCUUGUUUGAUCUGGCCUUUGUUUUAAUUGAUUAAGUGCUGUGAGACAUCUCCUAGAUGAUAACCGUAUGAUAACCGUAUGUGACAAUACAUAUUAAAUUUGCGAGCAUUUGAUCACUGGAAACGAGAAGCCUUAUUGUUAUAUAAUCACAUUGGCUAUAUAUCACACCUCUAUUCAAUCAACAAUUUUUGCAAAAUGCCCUUAUGGAGUUUAUAUGAGGAGAAACGACAAUCGACUAAGGCACCUUUAAUAGAAAUCUAUCCAAUGGAAAAUUGCGUGUAUUCAGUUGCCGAUAUGUAAUCAUUUGUUUUCUUUCUCGCAAUCAUCAGGAGGCGUACCAUACCCGUGCGACUGGUUGAGUCUCAACAUAGCUGACGAGCCAUGACCAAUAGCGUACCUUUCCGGACUGUACACGAGGCUACUGCACAUGCAAAGAACUAAUCUCACCAGAAUCUAUUAACAAACAGAUUCGAUUUCUUCUGUGCGCCUGCUCAGUUACAUUUCACACCGAACGGUGCAGCAUACGAAUUCGUCAAAUAUUUUAACGCCUUCUUUGAUCAUAUUAAAUACUGACCAGACGAACGGCAAGGGAAAGCGUUUGUUGGGAUCCUCACUCUUUGAACAAGAAAAUCCUCCAUUAGCUUUACGGUCAAUAACUGCAUCAUUAGCAGUGAUUAGGUUAAUCUUUUUCCUGUGGCCGGAGCGAGUAUUCCCCGUACUGGCAAGGCACCCCCCAAAAGGGGGACCUUUCUCAGUCUUCUGGUAUAGGAAGUUUGCUAGUCGAAGUAUAUGAAAGGGUAGGGAAAUCUGUCAUUUCGGUCUGUAAAAUGUAAAAUGCAAAAUAACAAACUAGAAAAUUUUCUCGACUUUUUCGACCAGAAAAGAUUUCUUGGCUGAGAAAAAGUCGAGAAAAGUUUCUAGUUUGUUAUUCCUUUUUUCAAAGGAAGUGCAUUUUUCAGCAAUUAAAGGGGAUAAAGUUAAAGUUCGUUUCUGUCAAAAAUGUCACUCAAAAGGAUAAGGGGUUGGACCUCGGGGCGGAGCUUUACAUAAUAAUGGCUGGAUGAAGGAAUGGGGAAUCACGUGAUAACCAAAACGUUCCAAGAGCCCAUUUUAAUGGGCUUUACGUGGAAGCUUCACCCAAAAGGAGUAUCUUUUUAGGCCACAUGUACAUGGAAAGGUAGGAAUUUCACGAGCUAAAAUGUUUGAAAUGGUAGGAAAUUUUGUAACUUCGGUAAUUUACACUGAAAGAUAUUUUAAACAGAUGUACUUUAUUGUAUGCUUAAUGUUAAGGGCUUAAUGGCUUAAAAAGCGAAGUAGUCGUACCAUUUUUCAAGGUAGGUAGGAAAGGAAUGUAUACGAAAGGGGUAUGUGUUCUGUCAAAAAUGCUGUAUAAAAAGGGUUGGACCUCAGGGUGGAGCCUCCCCGUAAACUCAUGAAGCUAAAAAGCUUCUUCUACCAAAAAUUUUACUUUUAUACCAAUAGACCUCUUUCGCUUGUAUGUUUUGUUUUGCCAAUACAGGUCAUGUCUAACGGUCAAAUUCCCCUGGGACCUCUUUUGGGAAACCAAAACAUACAAGCUAUAAAGAGAUCUAUUGACACUCUCUAAUAAUUGACUGGAGCUCUACUAAGCAUUGAAUGGUUUUUUUUUCUCCAUUCAUAACAGAUAUGAGCUGAUUACUGACUGUUGGAACGAAGACCCUUACAUUCGUCCCAGUUUCUACCGUUUGAUCGAAAAAAUGGAGGUGAUAAUGGAAAGGGAUGCACCAUAUUUGAAUGUAAACAAACACAAUGAAUAUCAUCCGUAUUACAACGUGCCACCUGAAGCUAGUGCUGAUUAA